Molecule: messenger RNA, 3656 nt
Organism: Haliotis rufescens (red abalone)
Lineage: Eukaryota; Metazoa; Mollusca; Gastropoda; Lepetellida; Haliotidae
Product: gelsolin-like protein 2
Exons: 14
Coding region: 165-1262 (365 amino acids)
Molecular function (GO): actin filament binding
Source: RefSeq, a predicted model, not a curated record
GAUCUAGCCGAUAAAAAGCAGGAAGUAUUUCGACAUCGACGCGAGCGGCCCGAGAAGAUCGUGCGGCUGGUUUGUGUUGCGUUCACUAGACUGAUUACACUUCCUCGUUGCGUCGACUCCCCUCAGACACCUUCCAACGUUCUCCUCUCCGCUAAAGAAUCACAAUGUCUGGUCUGAUCAAGGCAAAGAAGUAUGACUGGAAGGACUCCAACUUGGCUCUGUUUGGAUCCGACCUGGAGAAGAAUGUCAAGAAGGAAUCUGCAGAGACUGAGAAAGCAUGGCAAGGGUGUGGCAAGUCUGUAGGCCUCAAGAUCUGGAGGAUCGUGAAAUUUCAAGUAAAGAGCUGGCCUGAGGCUGACUAUGGCAAGUUCUAUGAUGGAGACUCUUACAUUAUCUUGAACACAUACAAGGAGGACGACUCAGAGGAGCUGCAGUUUGAUGUCCACUUCUGGAUUGGCCGACACAGCACUCAGGAUGAGUACGGUACCGCCGCCUACAAGACGGUUGAGUUGGACACAUUCCUGAACGAUGCCCCGAUCCAGCACAGGGAGGUUCAGGGUCAUGAGUCAAGUCUGUUCAAGAGCUACUUCAAGACCAUCACUGUGAUGCGAGGUGGUGCGGAGACAGGGUUCCGCCAGGUCAAGCCGGAGGAAUACACACCACGUCUCCUCCAUUUCUCUGGCACCAGGCGCAAUGUGGAGGUCAGGGAGGUUCCACUGUGCAAGUCAAAGGUGAAUUCUGAUGACGUGUUCAUCCUUGACCUUGGUCUUAAGAUCUUCCAAUUCAAUGGCAGCAACAGCAGCAAGGAUGAAAGAUUUAAGGCUAUGCAGUUCUGUCAGGAGCUGGAGUCUGAGAGGAAUGGCCGUGCUAAGGCCGAGGUGAUCGAGGAUGAAUCCACAGACAAGUCGCACGAGUUCUACAAGGCCCUGACUGGUGAGGAUGAUUCUGAUGAUCCCUCGACUGCAGCAGAUCCUGCCAAGGAGCUUUACAGAUUGUCAGAUGCUAGUGGCACUAUUCAAUUCAAACUGGAGAAGAAAGGAGACAUCGCCAGGUCUGAUCUGGACAGCAAGGAUGUGUUUAUUCUGGAUACGAAAUCUGACCUGUUUGUGUGGAUCGGUCAGGACACAUCCAAGAAUGAGAAGAAGACUGCAUUGGAGUUUGCACAUAACUAUCUUAUGAAGAGUGACCACCCUUUCAUCUCUGUGACCUGUGUUGCUGAACGUCAGAGGUCCGCUAGUUUCAACGCAGCAAUUGCUGCAUAAUGGGAUAGCCCACUUCCUGUCACCUGACCUGAGGUUGGACAUCAGCCCUAGACAUUCUACCAUAAGUGCUAUCUGUUUUCAUAUAUGCAUAUGUCUAUCCAUACAACAAUUCUUUUCUCAUGGGUAAAUGUACUUAAGAAAUACUGUGCAAGUGACAAAAAUUGCUAAAAGAACAAAUUCAACACCUAAUUAAAUGCUUCCAUUAAAUGAUUUACUGAUAAUGGAAAGUGCAUUCCUUGGUUUCUUAUCCAGGGGGUAUCAUUUGUGAUAAAACUGUUUUCUCUGAGAUAUUAUGCUGAUAUUGUUUCAAUCAGAAGAUUAACUCACUCAGGACUCCAUGAUCCUUAGCUAUUUUUUUAAAUAAUUCCAAAUUUGUAGUAUUUACAGCUAUAUCAUGUAAGUCCAGGAACAAGACCCAGACAUUUGUACAGAGUGGCGUCCCUUGGCUACCAGGGUCGUUGACUUGCGAGUCAGAAUUGCUGUGAUCUUCAUCCCUGCUUCAGCAGCAAUGAAAAUUGUGCAGAACACUUUUUUCUUGCAUGACCCACCUUGAAAUGUCCAAAAUAUGUUCAAACGAAUCACAAUCACUCACACGUCUAAGUCUCUGCACUGGUGUUUCUUAGGUAUGUUCACCUGAUGUUCUGUUUUCUCUAGAAACAUUUGUAAUGUUGUUACCCCAAAAUUUAGGUUUAUAUCUGUUAUGUUGAUAUGUUUGCCAAAAUCAUUUUUUUUUUAUAUGGAUAUUUAGAAUUUACAGGCAUUCCUGUCCCUCUCUUGUCUAUCAUUUUUUCUUAUUUUAGUUUGUAGAAGUAUUGUGUGAACAUGUUUGUUUGUUUAUCUCCAAAAAAAGUAAACAAUAUGAACAAUCAUUUCAUAUUUACAACUAAAACCACAUGAUUACAAAUGUCUUAAUCUUUGGCUCAAGAAACGUAAGGAAAUGUGUAUUAUAUACAUGUAUGUUUGAAACAGAAAAUCUUCAGAUAGAAGCUCCACAGGGCACGACAAAAAUGUUUUUCAUCAAAAACGUAUUUUCAAAGCUGUCAAGUCAUAAAGGAUUUUGUUAUGUCAGUAGGCAGUAAGUUCAGUUAUACUUAUAAGCAGCCCUGGUUGCAAAGCAAGACCAGUUGUCCUAUUAAAUCAUUAUAAUUUUGACAUGCAUAGAACUAAUGUUAAAACCAGAUGAUUUUUUGCCAGUCAAUCCCGAAAUAUUCAUAUUGCCCUGAAAAGUCAAAUCCUUCACAUGGCCAGUUUGAACAUGAUCCACAUGCUUAUUAGAAACAUAUAAUUUAAUUUCACGUGUCCUCAAAAUCCCCAGAGAAUCACUGUGGGAAAGGGGCCAAGGGGCCUAUCUGAUUCAUUUAACAAAAGGUUAAGGGUGGGUUAUUUCCAAUGAGUGACCACCUGUCCACUGCAAUAAUAUAAACACAAGUAUUUGUGGCACCCACUGACUCAAUCUAGUCACUCAUGAUUGUCUCCCUUUGUUGUACCAGGAAACCACCCAAUAGCGCCACUGUUGGUAUGUUGAGCAUUAAAAAAACAUUCCCUUCACCAGGCCAAUUGGCCAAGCGUUACCAAUGCCAUGACAGUAUUGUUUUCCAGAUAGAAAUUCAAGCCCUUUACCAUUUUAGCGAGUAAUUUUUAUCAUUUGAAAAAGAAGUUUCAAUUUUGAAUCGAUGUGAUUUUUAAUUUAUUAACAAUUAAUUGUUUGUUUGGUUUAUUAACGGCUUCUGAAUGCAGAUUGUUAAAAAUAUACUUGUGACAUUUCUUCAGGAAAGCCAUUUUGUGCCUUCUUUUCAAAUGAUCAGCCAAAAUGCACUUUUUGCAAAAUGAUUAUUCAAGUCAUCUUUUAUUGUUUUUUUUGUUUUGUUACAAUAGAUUUGUUAGGUGUUCUAGAUAAAGAGAUUUUUCUAGUCCAGCCAAGUUAGCUCAAGGUUUGUACCAUUCCAUCCUAAUGUUACACAGAGGUAAAAGAAUUGUAUUUAUGACAGCUUCACCAAAAUAGUAGGAUGGUGCCAGCUCAAAAAGAGAAUGAUUGAUUAUGUACCUUGAUUAUGAAAUUAUAAUUAUUUAAUUGAAAUUUCGAUAUUCUGCCUGAUACAGCUCAUCGAUGAUACAUAUCGGGGGGAAAAGAAAUAUGGUAAUAUUGGAAAUUGGAAACUAAAACAGAAGAUUUGUUAAUCAUGAUUUUUUUGUCUUACCUUAAUAUGUUGUUUACCAUCAUAAGGAAUUAGUCAGCCAAGUGAGCCUUUGGUCUAAAGAUUCUACUUGUGUGCUACUGUAGACAUAUUUUGUUUGAAAAACAUUUUACCUUCAUGGGUACAAUAUUGUCUCAAAUUUUACGGAUUUGAUUUGUGUAUUGACAUUUACACUCAAUAGAAUAAAGACUUACCAUAA